Messenger RNA from Wasmannia auropunctata (little fire ant), 1147 nucleotides. It is a transcript of the gene Atg5, whose product is annotated as autophagy protein 5. The transcript is spliced from 4 exons. The coding region runs from base 148 to 945 and encodes 265 amino acids. Gene Ontology annotation, biological process: autophagosome assembly; autophagy of mitochondrion; cellular response to nitrogen starvation. Gene Ontology annotation, cellular component: Atg12-Atg5-Atg16 complex; cytoplasm; phagophore assembly site membrane. Lineage: Eukaryota; Metazoa; Arthropoda; Insecta; Hymenoptera; Formicidae. The record is from RefSeq and is a predicted model, not a curated record.
AGAUGGCAAUUUCAUCCUUGUUGAACAUUCCCCUCUACUUCAUGUGUGUGGCUUAUGACAAAAAUAUAACCUAACUUCCACUGUCAUUAAACAGUUUAUUUUAUUUAACAAACGCUGUGUUAGAGUAAACGCAAUAUUCUUAACACAAUGGCAAAUGAUCGGGAGGUACUUCGGGAAAUAUGGGAUGGCAAGAUUCCAAUCUGUUUUACUCUCAACUCUGAGGAAAUUUGCGACUUACAAGGGCCAGAUCCCUUUUACUUGAUGGUAUCUAGAUUAAGUUAUUUUCCACUGUGUACAGAAAAGGUCCGGAAACAUUUCAUACGGCAUAUACAAAGCGACAGUAAACAAGAGCACGAGAUGUGGCUGGAAUUUAAUGGAAUACCGUUGAAGUGGCACUAUCCAAUCGGUGUUUUAUUGGACAUUUAUUUCAAUGACGUUCAAUUACCUUGGAACAUUGUCGUCCACUUUGAUAAAUUUCCAGAGAAUGUUCUAAUGCACUGUCAAAACAAGGAAGUUGUAGAGGCACAUUUUCUCUCAUGUAUAAAAGAAGCUGAUGUUUUGAAGCAUAGAGGCCAAAUUGUUUCUAGUAUGCAAAAAAAAGACCACACACAGUUAUGGAAUGGCAUUAUGAAUGAUAAAUUCGAUCAGUUCUGGUCUGUGAAUGGUAGGCUUAUGGAAGCCAGUACUGAAGAGGGAUUUAAAUAUAUUCCAUUCCGUUGUUAUACAAGUGAAGAUAAAUAUAUACAAAGACUUGUAAAACCAAUGAAUGAAGAAGGCCAAAGAAAAACUUUAAAGCAUUUGUUAAAUGAAGUGUUCCCAGAUCAGGAAAAUGUUACAGUGCGCACUCAUGGCAUUGUACCACCAUUAGAAACGCCGCUUCAAUGGAUGUCGGAACAUUUAAGUUACCCAGAUAAUUUUCUACAUUUAAUCGUAGUCACAUCAUAAUAUCUAUUGAAAAACAGAUAAUUUUAUUAUCAGUGAUAAAAUAAUUUUUCUGUGAUUUAUCAUGUACUGUUUUUAUUAUUUUAUGUAUUUAUUUCAUAAAAAAAACUUCCCAUAAAAAUUCCACCUGUAACAAAAUCAAUUGGCCUACCAAGGGUGAUGUAAAGGGAAAAAAAUAUAUUUACCUGAAAUCUCGAUACUGUAA